GUGGAUCAGGACUACUAGAAGCUUGCUGUGGCACUCCAGUCUCUCCCCGAUGAAGAGUAGGCGUGUAAGAUGGAAUGAGGAAAAUCUGGGGGAAAUUGAAGCGAAUAAACCAGUAAGACAAAAAAUAACAGAACCCAAGACGCCGUACCACCCCAUGAUUGACGAUGAUGAUGGAUCUUUGUCUCCCAGAGGACGUAGUUUCAAUGAUUGUGUCACUGAUAUGGAUGCUGAGGAAUUACACUCUGCUUUGAAAGAUGUGGCUUCCUCGAGUAGAAAAACAAAAGGGCAAUCUGGUGGCUGGUCAUCUUCUGACGAUGAGGCUGAUCCUAUGGAUCAUGAAGAUGAAGAUCGAAAUGGUAGGAGUUUCAAGGAGCAAAGAAAAGCGCAUUAUGAUGAGUAUCUGAAAAUCAAGGAAUUGCGACGAAAAGGCUCUUUCCUCGAGGAUGAAGUGGAGGGUGAGUCAUCUUCAUCACUAAGCUCUGGUUUCAAAGACAUAGGAAUUGGGGAAGGUCCUGCAACUUUGCCGUAAAAAUCUUCUGCGAGUACUGGGCAUCUCAGCUAAUGGAUUGUAAUUGUAGAAGUCAUCCAACCAGUCCGAGACACCCAAAGCUCACUCCAUUGUCGUUCUUUUAUGGUAGUUUCAUGUUAUUUCGAUGCACCAAAAAACGGGGGUUACGUGUUUUUUUUUUUUUGGUUUCAUAUUUGAGAUCACAUGUGCAAAAUUUUAUAAUUUGGUAUGUUUGUAUGGAG
This is a messenger RNA of Hibiscus syriacus, 750 nucleotides long. RefSeq names its product protein phosphatase inhibitor 2-like. Gene Ontology annotation, molecular function: protein phosphatase inhibitor activity. The record is from RefSeq and is a predicted model, not a curated record. Gene Ontology annotation, biological process: regulation of signal transduction. The transcript is spliced from 4 exons. Bases 50 to 529 code for a protein of 159 amino acids. Lineage: Eukaryota; Viridiplantae; Streptophyta; Magnoliopsida; Malvales; Malvaceae.